Messenger RNA from Rhipicephalus microplus (southern cattle tick), 3353 nucleotides. RefSeq names its product Telo2 interacting protein 1 (gene Tti1). The record is from RefSeq and is a predicted model, not a curated record. NCBI's taxonomy places the organism in Eukaryota, Metazoa, Arthropoda, Arachnida, Ixodida, Ixodidae. Gene Ontology annotation, cellular component: cytoplasm.
CUCGUAGCGGCGAUACCAGUCACAAGUCGUUCACGGCCAUGGCGCGUUUACGGCGCGUGCUGUCAACUCGUCUGUGCGUAACACUCAAGUGAUGUGAUGUCUCCGCCGCCGCCGUUUGCAAAAUAACAGAAAUGCUUCGUACACUCGACGCGUCUGACGCGUUUCGCGAAGUGAAACCCUUGUGUGUGCGAUUCUUGAAAGACACGUCCAAAGAAAGCGCUGUGAUUCUACGGCGCGCUCUUGAGCAGCUGACUGACGAUGCUUGUCAGGAGCUUCAUGAGUACCUUCUCAUGCCUCUCAUGUUGGUGCUGAAGAAAGAAAAGAGGGAAACAUUAGUUGCUGAAACUGUUGCAUCUAUCCGUGUUGUGCUUGAAAAAACCAGAGUGAACGAUGAAUCACUGUUUUCGGAUAUUUUCCUUCAAUUGUUGUUCGUUGUCAGCACUGUCAAAGAGAACCUCCAAGUUUCAUCCACAAGUGAAGAAGUGAAGCUUGAAGUCUGCAAUGCACUAAAAAGCCUUAUGAACUGCGCACUACCACGAGUGCUGCUGCACAUGUACAGUUUGGACUUCCGGUUAUGCCUGAGCCAUGCUGUCACCAUUCUUCUUUUGCUUGCGGAAAAGGAAAGAAACAGAAAAUUGCAGAUUGCCGCCAUGGAAUGCUUGGGCACUCUUGCCUGCAACACUGUAAAUGACGUCUUCAAGAGUGCUGCGCUGUUUGAAAAAGCUGGAAAUGCAUUUGCAGGCUUCUUCCCGGGAAUAUCUAUUGCACUGACACGCGUCAUUCUUGAUGCUGAAAACAGGAGUCAGAAAGUAUCGGCUGUCGCUUUCAAAACUUGGGGCCAUGUUAUCCACAUGUGUCUUGGGGACGCAUAUUUGGAGGCUUUAUGCCCAGAUGAUGAAGAAGCAAAACAGAAAACAAAAAUGCCUGUUGUAUGCAGAAAUGAAAAGUGGGCCAAGUCAACUGCGGAGAAAUUAUGCAUUCUUGUAGACAAGGUGUUGCCUAGCCUUGCAACAUGCGAGGAUCGUGUGAAACUGGCGGCUUUGGAGUGGGCACGCACACUCCUCUUGCGAUGCAGCAGAUCACUGGAAGUUCUAGCCCCUACAAUCCUCCAGAUGGUACUGGCAUUGAGUGCUGAUGACAGUGAAGGAGUCUCCAUUCAAAGUCGCUCAGUUCUUGAUGAGGUAUCAAGUCAGAUGAUGGCUCUCGACUCAUUAUCGUUGACUGAGAUUCUCGAAGAAGACUUUCACAGAACUCUGGGAAAGUUUCCACGGGUAUUUCGUAUGGGAAGUGAGGAUGAAAAACUGAAUUUGGUCAAGUUGCUGUGUGGCUACCUGAGAAUAUUUCGAACGAAAAUAGCCAAGAUACUUAUGUCGCCGACUGUCUGCCAGAGGUUGUUUGGCAUCCUUUUCCUAGUGACCGAGUUUGACACAGGGAAAUUGAAUCUGCUGGCCGAACAGGCAACCUCCCUAGAUUUUCAGGAUGCAGUCAAUCCGGCAAUUAAUUGUUGCCGUAAUCAGUUCAUGCAUUUCACAAAUAUGAACAUAUAUAGAGAAUUCACGGUUGUUUGCAAGCUGCUGGGAACCUAUGGUGAUAUAAUAAUGUUGAUGGAUGCUCUACGUAACAGAAUAGAAGAGUCUGCCAGGCACAGGAAGCAGGCUAUCUUGGUGCUCACCAAUGUACUGCGAUCGCUUACAGAAGACACUGAAGGUGGCCACACCUCUGCUAAGCUUGAAGAUUCUGGCUUCAUUGGAUCACUGCUGGAGCACUUUGUUUCAAUGAACCUUUGGGAUUUGCCCCUGACUGGAACAGGAGGAGCCGAAAACACAGGAGGUGCUACACAGCAGCAUUCACUUUGCAUCAUUCCACUGGACAAGAUGAAUUCAAAUAUUUUACAAAGCUGCUUGUUGCUAGAUGCAGUAGCAGUGCUUUCUCAGCUUUCGAGCAAUUUCCAGCCCUUGCUGAGGAUAUGUCUCUGCCCAAUAUUGGAGAAAGCCGACAGCCAGAACUAUCUGGUAUCUCAUGUGGCAUGCACAACUUUGUGGCGAGUUGCAAAAGCUUGUGGUUACAGUUCUAUUUCAGAACUGAUCCACCAUAACACGGACUACAUUGCCAACACAGUGUUGUUCAAGCUUAGGCAUCCAGGUUCUCAUGGUGACGUCACUCGAAUCGUGCAGGCUUUGGCUAAGCAUAGUGACAAAAGUAGCGCUGGCCUUUUGGAGGAUGUUGGUCAUGAGGUCUUGAAUGCACUUGACUUCUGUCACAAGGACAGUGCACUGCCGUUCCUGAAGGUCCUAGCGAGCAUAGUGGUCUAUGUGAAUACUUGGUUUCCUGCUGCACCUAAAACGGGUGGGCUGAAGGACAGUGUGACCAUGCAAAUGCCUCCAGCCAAGACAUUCAGGCAGUUUGUGGAAGAGUUACAUCGAUGCAAGACACUGUCUGCUGAUAUGGAAUUCAGUGACGAGGAAUUUGAAAACAGUGAAGCAGCACCUCAGCAAAACGUGUGUGAUGUUGAAAUGGAUGAAAAGCCACUGGUGCCCGGAUACAUCAAGCUGCUCGUGCAGGUCUUGAAGAGAUGCAUACACUUGCAGUCAAGUUCAAAUAUCUACAUUCAAACAGCUGUGCUUAGUAUUAUCAAGCAUGCUGUCAUUCCAAUGUCAUGCUAUCAAGAUGAGCUCCUGCCAGCUGUGCACCUGCUGUGGAAGCCCCUAGUUGCUCGUUUCCAAAAGGAUAAUUGGCAUCUCUGUGCAAAGGCCUUUGAGGUUGUUGGUUCCCUGGCAGAGGCAUCACGCGAUUUCAUUAGGGAGCGAACUAUGCGGGAGGUGUGGCCGAGGCUUGCAGAGUUCCUUCACAAUCAACAUGCUGUUAGCAAAAACAAAGGAAAGCCAUAUGAAAUAACUUCUGCCUUUAAAUAUCAGCUUGUCCUUCUUAGGCAACUAGGGCCAAUAUCCUGCCAGCUUGAAGUUCAGGAACAAGGCAUUGACCUGUUGGCAUCAGCUGUAGUGCCUUACUUGGAACUCUCACAGCCCCUGAAGUUACAAGAGGCUGCUGUUGAAUGCAUCGAGGACUUGGCAAGGUGCAGCGCGGAUACUGUGUGGUACUGCAUGGUGAUGGCAUAUUGCAGGAGCGAGACCUAUUGGUCACCAGGUCCACCACUACAACCACUUCCCCUCAGACAAACACCCUGUUCUGAUAACAGUAAUGUGCUACGUGUAAUGGCCUGUCUAAUUAACCUGGGUGGGCAACAAGAGUGAACGGCAUAUUUGUUAUUUUCUCACAUUCACAUGCUGGCAUCUGUUUGUGGAAAGAGCAUGCAGUCUGUUGUUUACUUUAUUCAUUAAAAAGUUGGCCCAACA